AUGGCUCCACGGCCAGAGGACGGAAACGUCGCUUCUACAACCACUCCAUCCAAAGAUGCUGCCGUGUUACCAGCGUAUUCCACCGUCCCUCUUGUGACCAAGGACUCAGAAUCAAACGACCCCUGGGACCUUCCCGAGCUCCAGGACACAGGGGUAAAAUGGGCAGAACUGGACACCAAGGGGAAGGUUCUUCGAGUUGUAAUCUCAGUGGCAAAGUUUGUUCUCCUGCUCGGCUUCCUUUAUAUGUUCGUUUGCUCGCUGGACAUCCUGAGCUCUGCGUUUCAGCUUGUUGGAGGAAAGGCAGCUGGAGAUAUCUUCCAGGACAACGUCGUGUUGUCUAACCCUGUGGCGGGGCUGGUAAUUGGGGUACUGGUGACGGUCCUCGUGCAGAGCUCGAGCACCUCUUCAUCCAUUGUGGUCAGCAUGGUAUCUUCUGGAUUGCUGGAGGUGCAGUCUGCAGUGCCAAUCAUCAUGGGCGCCAACAUCGGCACCUCCGUGACCAACACUAUUGUGGCCGUGAUGCAGGCCGGGGACCGCAACGAGUUCCGCAGAGCCUUCGCUGGCGCUACCGUGCAUGACUUUUUCAACUGGCUGUCGGUUCUGGUGUUGCUACCGCUGGAGGUGGCCACGGGUGUGCUGUACAAGCUCACCAAACUGCUCAUCGACUCUUUCCACAUCCAGACGGGUCAGGAUGCCCCGGACCUGCUGAAAGUCAUCACUAAGCCACUCACCAAGAACAUCAUCGAGCUGGACAGUUCUGUGAUCAGUGACAUUGCCAUCGGUGACCCCAGCGCUCGGAACAAGAGUCUAAUCAAAGUGUGGUGCAAAACAAAGGAAUUAUCGACUCCGGAGAACAUCACUAUUCCUGGAGUAAUCAACUGCACCACUGGGGCCCUCUGCUGGGCGGAGGGAAACCAGACGUGGAUGCAGAAGAACAUCACAACCACCAUCAACCUAAAGAGAUGUGGUCACAUCUUUGCGUGGACGGAUCUGCCCGACCUGGCCGUGGGGCUGAUCCUGCUGGCUCUCUCCCUGCUGGUUCUCUGUACCUGUCUCAUCCUCAUCGUCAAGCUGCUCAACUCCAUGCUGAAGGGGCAGGUGGCCAUCGCCAUCAAGAAGGUGCUCAACACAGAUUUUCCUUUCCCGUUCGGCUGGGUCACAGGCUACUUGGCCAUCUUGGUGGGGGCGGGAAUGACCUUCAUCGUGCAGAGCAGCUCGGUCUUCACCUCAGCCAUCACGCCUCUCGUUGGUAUCGGCGUGAUCAGUAUCGAGCGGGCUUACCCUCUCACUCUCGGCUCCAACAUCGGCACGACAACGACGGCCAUCCUCGCAGCCAUGGCAAGCCCUGGAGAGAAACUGGCCAACUCACUGCAGGUGGCGCUGUGCCAUUUCUUCUUCAACAUUUUCGGCAUCCUCCUGUGGUUUCCCAUCCCCAUCACGCGCGUGCCCAUCCGUCUAGCCAAGGCUCUGGGCAACUGCACGGCCAAGUACCGCUGGUUCGCCGUCGUCUAUCUGAUGCUGUGCUUCUUCAUCAUGCCCCUGACGAUCCUGGGCCUGUCCAUCGCAGGCUGGCAGGUGCUGGUGGCCGUGGGCGUGCCCGUGCUGGUGCUAGCCGCCUUCGUGGUGGCGGUGAACGUGAUGCAGCCGCGUUGGCCGCGCUUCCUGCCGCCGGUCCUGCGCACCUGGGACUUCCUGCCACGGCCGCUGCACUCCCUGGCGCCGUGGGACGCCGCGGUGAGCCGGGCGACGGGUUUCUGUACGCGCCGCUGCCGCCGGUGCUGCCGCCGGUGCUGCCGGUGCUGCCGGUGCUGCCGGUCGGGGGUGGCGGAGGAGGAGGGGGGUGCCGCAGACGUUGCCGCGGAGAAGAAGGCGGACCUGGAGAUGUACGACAACCCGGCGCUUUCUGUGGAGGACGAGAAGGGCCACGUUCAGACGGUGUCGCGAACGCAUUUGUAG
Messenger RNA from Electrophorus electricus (electric eel), 1956 nucleotides. The record is from RefSeq and is a predicted model, not a curated record. Lineage: Eukaryota; Metazoa; Chordata; Actinopteri; Gymnotiformes; Gymnotidae.